Molecule: messenger RNA, 849 nt
Organism: Eremothecium gossypii ATCC 10895
Lineage: Eukaryota; Fungi; Ascomycota; Saccharomycetes; Saccharomycetales; Saccharomycetaceae
Gene: TRM8
Product: tRNA (guanine46-N7)-methyltransferase
Exons: 1
Coding region: 1-849 (282 amino acids)
Biological process (GO): RNA (guanine-N7)-methylation; tRNA methylation
Cellular component (GO): tRNA methyltransferase complex
Molecular function (GO): tRNA (guanine(46)-N7)-methyltransferase activity
Source: RefSeq, marked provisional
AUGUCAUUGACUGAUGAUCAAGCUUCGAAACGGCAGGCAUAUCGCGCUGCCAAGGAAGCCAACCGCAAAGAAUUAAAACAUGUGAAGAUUGACGAUGCGCUGCCGAAUAAGUCGUCAGAGCUAGAUCUACCCAAGAAGAAGUUCUACCGCCAGAGAGCUCAUUCGAACCCGUUCUCGGACCACCAGCUGGAAUAUCCGCUGUCUCCAGCAGAAAUGGACUGGUCGAAGCUAUACCCCCACUACUACGAUGCAGCUACCAACACAAUGACAAAGAAGGUCACUGUCGCAGACAUCGGGUGUGGAUACGGUGGGCUGAUGGUCGAACUAUCGCGUGAGCUGCCGGAGAACUUGAUUCUCGGGAUGGAGAUCCGUGUACAGGUGACGAACUACGUCGAGGACCGGAUCAUAGCUCUUCGGACCAAUCACGCUGCGCAGAAAGAGUACCAGAACAUCAAUGUGUUACGAGGCAAUGCCAUGAAGUUUCUGCCCAAUUUCUUUGAAAAGAGCCAGCUGGAGAAGAUGUUCUUCUGUUUUCCUGAUCCACAUUUCAAGCAAAGGAAGCACAAGGCCAGAAUUAUAACUAACACUCUCUUAAGUGAGUAUGCCUACGUGCUCAAGGAGGGUGGUGUUAUCUACACAAUUACAGAUGUUCUGGACCUGCACAAUUGGAUGGUCGAGCAUCUGAAUAUGCAUCCGCUAUUUGACCGGCUGGGCGAUGAGUGGCUCGACCAAGACCCGUGUGUCCGUAUUAUGAGGCAUGCCACCGAAGAGGGCAAAAAGGUGGCACGUAAGCAGGGCGACAAAUUCGUUGCAUGUUUCCGCAGACUGCCCAACCCGGAGCUAGUAUAG